Molecule: messenger RNA, 1177 nt
Organism: Spodoptera littoralis (African cotton leafworm)
Lineage: Eukaryota; Metazoa; Arthropoda; Insecta; Lepidoptera; Noctuidae
Source: the annotation of a GenBank genome assembly
UAAAAUAAAAGUUUGAGACCCAUUCCAACUGAUUUUUCUGUAGAUAUUAUUUGACAAGAUGGGACGUAUUUUGAAAAAGAAGACAGUGUUCAAAUUGUUUCAUUUGAUAGUAGCAACUGUUGUUCUUGUGUGUCACGUACAUUGUAUUGAUGAAAAUGAAGAAAAGCUCUCUGAAUGUAUGAACUUUCUAUGCACUCCACAAUACUGCUCCCAGUUGGGUUUUUCCAUCGACUGUCCAAGACGGGAAGAUCCAGAUCAAAUCAAGGACAAGUGUCAAGCAGUACUUGAAUUCGUGUGUAAAGACGGCUAUGUAAGGGAUGAUACUGGCAAAUGUAUUCCUAUGGGAAAUUGCCCAUCGUGCGGAGGUGAUCCAAAUGCAGUAUCAAGUUGUGGUAGGCAUUGUGAUCCUACGUGUUCCGACCUCAAGGGAAAUAGAGGACGGAAGGGAGGAUGUCUACCUAUUUGUAUACUUAAUUCAUGUAGCUGCAGAAAAGGCUUCAUAUUUGAUAGCAACGUGGCGCUCCACAAGUCCGAGGCCGUGUGUUUUAUGGCCGCGCGCCGCGGGAUCGCGCCACCUCCGAGUAAGUCCCAAAUAACGGCAGGAGGGGUUACCAUCGGCGUCGAGACGGCGAACUUCGUGGAGCAUUUCCGACGUUUGGCUCCUAAGUUGGAAAGGACGGGGACUAAACGCCUCCUUCCGGAGGUUAUACGCCGGGGUUGUGCGGUCCUUGGCCCUCUACGGCGCCCCAGUGAGGACGCCGAACCUGAUGCGGCGGCCCGCUCGGGCGCUGCUGACGUCACAGAGGGUCAUGGAGAUCCGAACGAUCCGCGGAGAACCGCGGAGAACGGUUUACCGGGGCUCCGGCUCGAAGACGGGACCAAACGCCUCCUGCCAGAGGUUAUACGCCGGGGUCGUGCGGUCCUUGGCCCUGUACGGCGCCCUGUGAGGACGCCGAACCUGAUGCGGCGGGCCGCUCGGGCGCUGCCGACGUCACAGAGGGUCAUGGUGAUCCGAAUGAUCCACGGAUACCACACGAUCUCUGGGGAGGCGGCGAACCUCCUUGUCGGAUUACCGCCGUGGGAUCUGGAGGCGAAGGUAUUCGCGCGCGUAUAUCUUCUGCGCGCGGAGGCACGUCGCUGGGGCGAAACUUCGCUGCCAUGCCAGAUAUGUGCGUAG